CGUCCAUGCAUGAAUUCAAUUCAACAUGGAGGCGGUGGUGGCGUAAAAAUCAUUGCUGCGAAAUGUUCAAACAAGUCCAGAGAAGGCGAUAACUUCAAGGGAACCACCGAUGGAGCCCAGCCUGGUCACCGGGCUGUACGGAGAGGUCAGCGGGCUCCCUGCCCCGGUUUCUGCUCAUGUGAGUGAAGAGCAGCUCCCAGAGGUCCGGACAUUCACCGUGACUGCUGAGUGGAGUCAGAGCGACCUGGUCCGAGGCUCCAGACUUCGCUACUCGCAGCAGUGGACUCUGAUCGCAGACAGCAACCACCACAAGAGCAUCAGGACUGUCCUCCCUCCAGGACCCUGUGCACCUGUGGCUGGAGAGUUAGUGAGUGCUAUCUCUCCCAUUCGAGGCCAGAGGGCUGUUGUCAGGGAAACAAGCGGCCACCAGCUCCUCGAGAUAUGGAACCACCACGGCCUCAGGAAGUGCCUCAACCUGACAGCUCUCAAAAAACACGGCAGAGUGUACGAAGAUGUGCAGUUUGGCUGUCUUUCCUGGUCAGAGUGUGAAAAAAAACUGCUGUAUGUAGCUGAGAAGAACAAGAACACACAUGAUGGAGAAUCUGCAUGCAGAAAGGACAGGAGUGUGUACUGUGAAGACUGGGGCGAGGCUUUAAACAAUAAGAGCGUUCCGGUGAUAUUCGUGCUGAAUCUACAGAAUGGCUCCGUCAGCGAGCUACAGGGCAUCCCCCCUGAUGUCUCCCCUGGACAGGCUCUGUGGGCUCCCGGCAGUCAGUCUGUGGUGUUUGUGGGUUGGUACCACGAGCCCUUCAGACUUGGACUGAGGUUCUGCUCCAACCGCAGGUCAGCGAUAUUCAAGCUCGACCUGGAUGGAAACUGUGAGUGUGUGUCGGGGUCCGACCUCUCGGUGUCCUGUCCCCGGCUGAGUCCUGACGGCUCUACCAUCGUCUACUUGCAGGGCCGAGUGUUCGGCCCCCACAACCAGUGCCUUAGUCUGCAGCAGUUGGACCUGAGGAGCAGGAAGUCAUCCACACUGCUGGAGGUUGUCAACAGACCACUGACUGGUGAGUUUGCAGGUGUGUAUGAGGCUCUGCCCCCCUGCUGCUGGUCUGCCGACAGUCAGAGAGUGGUGUUCAGCAGCGCCCGCAGGAACUGGAAGGAUCUCUAUAUGGUGGACAGACAAUCAAAUAAAGUUACCUCCCUCUCUGAUAGUCUUCCUGAUCUUUCCAAAGUGUUCGGCAGUUGGAAGCUGCUGACAGUACAGAAGGACCUGAUGGUUGUCUGCUGCUCCAGCCCCAACACACCCCCCACUCUGAGGGUGGGUUUCCUCCCCUCAGCAGGUGAGGCUGUGACCUGGCAAACCCUGCAGCAGCCCGUCAUGACCUUUGACCUCCACUGGACUGUACUAGAUGUUACACCUCCACCAGAGGAGGACAACACACACUACUCUGGUUUAGACUUUGGGGCUGUUUUGGUUAAACCCACUCGUCGCCUACAUGAAACCAAGAUACCUCUGGUCGUCUUCAUCCACGGUGGCCCCCACUCACAGUUCCCAGCUGAGUGGAACAGCACCACAGCUGGACUGGCUCAGCUCGGCUUUGCUGUGCUCAUGGUGAACUACCGGGGAUCCACAGGGUUCGGACAGGAUAGCAUUUUGUCCCUGAUCGGCAAUAUCGGAACGCAGGAUGUAAAGGAUGUGCAGAGGGCCGUGCUCACAGCGCUGCAGAGUGACAUCACCCUCGACCCCAAACGACUGGCUGUGAUUGGUGGAUCUCACGGAGGUUUCCUCUCUUGUCAUCUGGUGGGUCAGUACCCAGAGUUCUACAGGGCGUGUGCGGCCAGGAACCCUGUCAUUAAUGCUGCCACCUUAUUGGGCACCAGUGACAUAGUGGACUGGCGUUACAGCAGUGUGGGGCUUCAGUACUCGUAUGACCAGAUCCCCACUGCUGAAGCCCUGGCUGCCAUGUUGGAGAAGUCCCCCAUCACACAUGCUGCUCAGAUUAAGGCUCCAGUGUUGUUGAUGCUGGGGGGAAAAGACAGAAGAGUGUCCCCUCAUCAGGGGCUGGAGCUCUACAAAGCGCUGAAGAGCAGAGCUUCACCUGUCAGAUUGUUGUGGUUUCCAGAAGACGGACACUCUCUGUCCAGAGUGGACACACAGGCCGACUGCUUCCUCAACACAGUGCUGUGGCUGCACCAGCAUCUCUGAACACACACCCAAUGUGCACAUGGACACACACACCUGCAUGCACACGCACACACACACACACACACACACACACACACACACACACACACACACACACACA
Gymnodraco acuticeps is the source of this 2306-nucleotide messenger RNA. It is a transcript of the gene apeh2, whose product is annotated as S9 family peptidase. Gene Ontology annotation, biological process: proteolysis. The record is from RefSeq and is a predicted model, not a curated record. The transcript is spliced from 22 exons. Bases 110 to 2206 code for a protein of 698 amino acids. Lineage: Eukaryota; Metazoa; Chordata; Actinopteri; Perciformes; Bathydraconidae. Gene Ontology annotation, molecular function: serine-type endopeptidase activity.